AUGCGCGGGCCGCCGUCGCCCCCAAGACAUCACCACCACGGCCACCAGCAUCGUCCCCAGGUGCCGCUCAUCGACCGCAUCCCCGUGAUCAACGCCGGCAAUGUGCACCACCCACCCCCUGGCUUUGCACCACCACCACCACCUCCUCCACCGCCGCCGCCGCCUAGGUGUUCGCCGUCUCCGCCCAGACGGCACGGGCACCACCACCAUCAUCCUCCGCCUCCUCCAUCUCCUCCAUCUCCUCCGCGGCACGGACAUCACCAUCACCACCAUGGCCCGCCGGGCCCUGCCGAUCCUCCGCCCCCGCCCCCGGCGUACCGGGAGACCGGGCCUCUGAUCCACCGGAUCCCGCCCUACGGCGCCCCAGGAAACAACGGGCCCGUCCCGGCCUUCGGUGCCCCGGGGUCGCAUGGCCCCCAUGGACAUCACCACCAUCAUCAGCAGCCCCAGGGUAUGUGGCAAUGA
Molecule: messenger RNA, 465 nt
Organism: Neoarthrinium moseri
Lineage: Eukaryota; Fungi; Ascomycota; Sordariomycetes; Amphisphaeriales; Apiosporaceae
Exons: 2
Coding region: 1-465 (154 amino acids)
Source: RefSeq, a predicted model, not a curated record